Molecule: messenger RNA, 360 nt
Organism: Scedosporium apiospermum
Lineage: Eukaryota; Fungi; Ascomycota; Sordariomycetes; Microascales; Microascaceae
Exons: 4
Coding region: 1-360 (119 amino acids)
Source: RefSeq, a predicted model, not a curated record
AUGGCUUCCGCGGAAACAAUCAUUGGUGCUCUCGUUAUUCUCCAGCCUUCUGAUGAAGAUUUCAACCACUGGACUGCCAAGCAAGAGAAAAAUGAUGCUACUCCCAACCUCCAAGGGAACGUUGAUGUGAACACCCUGGACGUUGCCGUUAGUGCCACUAUCGCCGGUGUCAACACUGGAAAUAUCAGGGGGAGUCUGCAGGACGGAGUCACCCUCGAUUUCGAUUUAUCCGUCGCUAAGGGGAACCUUGGUUUGUAUCUCAAGAACGGAAAUGAGCUCUGGGUUCGUCAGCAUGUCCCGAUCACGUUCGAUGCCAUCGAUCCUAGCGGAACAUCGAGCAUCAGCCAUGGCUCUCCUUGA